CGGUUAACAACAUUUCUGGGCAGUAGGCUAUUAGUUGUCGUUAGCAAAGCAUACCUAAAGAUGCAGUCUACACGAUGUAAAUUGACAGAGUGCAUGUGUUUGUCGAGGGGACAUGUAUAGCCUUUAUUUUCAUGCGAUUUAAUGGUGAGUCUGAAAAACCACACGCAACCCGUCGCAAGACCAAAGCACGUGCGAUUCCAGUUCCACUAGCCUCCUACUUCCUAGGCAGAAGCGCAUGGAGGUGCAAAUCGCAUGUUGCUUACCUGUAGCGAUGUCAUAACGCAACCAAUGUCGCCGACUUCGUCUAACCGUAGCCUAAUUCCCCUACACUACUGAUACGACACCCCUCCCCCUAACUAGUGAAAGAAUUUUCAUCUAUUCAAUCGAGCUCAUCCAAAUUCAGUGCGCGGAUUUCACGAAUACAAUUGUGGCUGAAGGGGAUGAAAGAGCGACCGAACUUUCAGGGUGGAGAGCCCUCCGUCGUUUAAGGGAACACCGUCCGCGUGACCGCAGAAAGGACCCCCCCGCUUCCUCCGUCAGAGCCCAACGCCCCCGCCCUUGCCUCCGCGCCUCCGCCUGUCUCCUGCGUCUGCUGAGGGAGGUGAGGACCGGGGACAGCGAUGGCGGUGAAAGUCUGCCGGACCUGCUGCAGAGGCCUGUACAGCUGCUCCUGGAGCCAGCGGAGCAACCCCCCCCAGAGAUGUGCGUGUUGCUGGUUCUCCAUCGUCUCCCUGGUGUCUCUGCUGGCCUUGUUCUGGAUGUAUGUCUGGCAGGUUAUGUAUAAUGACCGUGACGAUGUCAACUCGUUUGGUUUCAGGAAGUUGAAUAUAGGGAAAUGGAUUAACUGGUUCAUGGUUGUGGUCAUCAUUUCCGCUGUUUUGGCGAUCUACUGCUGCUUACUACUGCUGUUUGCACUGUUUCAAGUUGCCCUGGGAGAAGCCUUGGACCUGCACUGGCUCCACAAGGUGCUGCUGUUUCUGGCAGCGCUCAUCAUCGCGAUGGGGAUCGUCGGGAUAAGCCGAGACGGGAAUUGGGAGGCCGUAUAUCUGUCGCUGCAGGCUACAGCUCCGUUCCUGCAGCUGGGUGGAGUUGUUGCUCUGGCUUUGCUCAGCUGGUUUGUCUUCCAGAGAGUCUUCAGGGCAGAGAGUACAGUGUCCAGAGCCGCCACCCUGCUGGUCUUUGUGGUGGUGUCCAUCCUAAUCUUCCUCUGCCCCCUCUUCAUCGAAUCCCCCUGUCUGCUGGAAAAGCUCCCCCAAAAACCUGCCCUCAUAGGCCACCGCGGAGCUCCCAUGCUGGCUCCUGAGAACACCAUGAUGUCCUUCAGGAAGGCUGCGGAGUGUGACCUGUUUGCCUUUGAAACGGAUGUCCAGCUCAGCAAGGAUGGAAUCCCCUUCCUUUUGCACGACCACGAGGGCCAGUUCCUAACGAGAACGACCGACGUGACGGAGACGUACGAGGGUCGAGAGUACAGCUCCAGCUCGAACUUCACCUGGCUGGAACUACAGAAACUGAACGCCGGAAAAUGGUUCACCAAGAGCGAUCCCUUUGGCACGGUCUCCUCGCUCUCCGACCGCGAGGUGAAGGAAGCCCAAAACCAGAGCCUCCCCGCCCUCUCUGAGCUGCUGGAGCUGGCCCAGAAUCGCGGCAUCUCCGUCAUGUUCGACAUGAAGUCCGACGCGGGCAGCAUCAACGACACGAGCCUCACAGUGCAGGCCAUCCGCAGAUCCAACAUCUCUCCCAGCCUGGUGCUAUGGCUGCCCCCCAAACACAGGGACCUUGUUAAGGAGAUGGCCCCCGGGUUUCGGCACAUGUACGCCAGUGAGACCAAAAUGCGCAACGAAAGCGGGGACCUGCUGAACAUGAAGUUUAGUAAACUGGCGUCUAAACAAAUACGGGAGCUCCAGAGCAGGAACGUGACGGUGAACAUGUGGGUGGUGAACGAGCCCUGGCUCUUUUCCCUGCUCUGGUGCUCUGGAGCCGGCUCCGUCACCACCAACGCAUGUCACCAUUUCCAGAACAUGACUGGGCCCAUCUGGCAGCUGACUCCUGGUACGUACAGAAUGAUAUGGAUCUGCGUUGAUGUGGGAGCGCUGGUAGUGAUGGUGUUGGUCUUUCUCUUGGUGAGGAAACUGGAGUCCAGGAACAGAGCCAAUUUCAAGAAUAAGGAGCAUCACCCCUUCUUGCCCAUUGCACAAACAUAGUUUCAGGUCAUGAAUGGUUGCUGACUUUUACUGCCUUCUGAAGAUAACAUGGGUGCUGUUGGUGGCAAAAUCACUCUCUGCUGUUCACGCAAUGGACUGAUUUAAAAGCCGAAACGGGUCUGUUAUGCAGAGGGUAACGUUGCACUGAAUCUGUCUAUCCCUCCGAUUACUGUGAAUCAUUCCAUAAUAUGUGAAACGCGUAACAUGUGAGAGGCCGCACUUGCCCGGUGCUGCCCUCUAGUGACUCAAAUGCCACAUUGCUGUAACACUGCCUCUUCACUGUCUGUCCUUCAUUCUUCGCUUUUGAUGGAUCUAGCGACAUCUGGUGACUGCCGUUACAGAAGUACAUUUUCACGCUCUAAACACCAAACACCACCGUUUGUAAUGAACCUAGGAUGCAAGCGCUUAUUUUUCUUAGAAAAGAAUCCAGUGGUCGCGUAUUUUACAGAAAGAAGACUGCUCAGAGACAACCAACAAUGUCAAUAUUGAGCAACAUAUCAAACCUCCCCAGUAUAGGCAUAAAAAAGCACAAUUUUUUAUUAUGUCAUAUAAAAGAAAAUGUGCUGAUAUAGAUUUCAAUCUGAUUUUAGCUUAUUUGUCGGAUGCCUGGUUAUUUGUAGAGAAUUAAAACCAUUUUAUGUAUGAGUGCAAGAAAAUACAGUAUGGCUGGAUGUUUUUAUUUUUUCUGUUGUGACACAUUUUUUUGUGUAAAAACUUUUAAAUUUUAUGCUCAUUUUAACAUUGUGUGAGUCACGUACUUGCAACAAAAAUAACAUUAGACAUGCCUGUUUUAAAUGUAUUAACAGCCAAUGCUUUGUAUUGACUUUUCAGAAUAUAAUUAUGGAUUUUGUAACAUUGGAGCAAUGCGUUUAAACUUCAUAGCUGUCUGAUUUUGUGCUUUGUAGACUUGUUGGGGGUUCACAUGCACUAUGAUUCUGCUGGGUAUUCUGAACUAUUGUAUUUUGUCCUUUAUUUUGAAUCUUGUACAAUUCAUGACAUUUAUUCAUAUGCUUGCUAUAUACACCUCCUAUAUGUUGGUAAUAUACACUCACCAAGCACUUUAUUAGGAACAUUUUUGCUUUAUUACACCUACUUAUUCUGCAGUUAUCUAAUCAGCCAAUUGUGUGGCAGCAGUGCAAUACAUACAGUCAUGUAGAUACAGGUCAGGAGCUUCAGGUAAUGUUCACCUCAGCCAUCAGAAUGGGGGGGGGGGGAAAUGUGAUCAAAGUGACUUUGACCGUGGAAUGACAGGAAGAUGACAGUAACGCAAAUAACCACUUAUUACAACAGUGGUAUGCAGAAGAGCAUCUCUGAACACACAAUGCAUCAUGACUCUAAGUGGAUAGGCUACAGCAGUACAAGUCUAAAAAAUAAGUAAUAAAUACCUAAUAAUGUGCUCAGUGAAUGUACUUUACUUUACCAUAAACCAGGAGGGCACAACUCCGGUCCAGGAGGGCAGAUCAACUUGCUGGAUUUUGUUCCAACCAGUUACCUUAAAACAGAUCAGCCCUAGCUGUGCACCCCUGCCAUAGACCAAGGAGGUUUAUAAACACAUUAAAUGUUUUUUGUCUCAAAACGUUUACCUAGAUCUAUCUACAGUCUGUUUCAGAUUGCUUUGUUUGAUACAGUUUGUAGUUAAUAACUCAUUAAUUCUUUUUGCAAGCACAAUAAAUGCCAGGCCACAUUC
Messenger RNA from Conger conger (European conger), 3888 nucleotides. RefSeq names its product glycerophosphodiester phosphodiesterase domain containing 2 (gene gdpd2). The record is from RefSeq and is a predicted model, not a curated record. Gene Ontology annotation, biological process: lipid metabolic process. Gene Ontology annotation, cellular component: membrane. Gene Ontology annotation, molecular function: glycerophosphodiester phosphodiesterase activity. The coding region runs from base 621 to 2201 and encodes 526 amino acids. NCBI's taxonomy places the organism in Eukaryota, Metazoa, Chordata, Actinopteri, Anguilliformes, Congridae. The transcript is spliced from 15 exons.